GGCUGGGGUCAAUGUGGCGCUCGCGUGGGGACGGCUAUCGCUGGGACACCGCGGAGACGCCGGGCGGGGACGGGUUUUGGUGUGUCACCGGUGCAUGCUGAAGGAGCCGGGUGGCCAUGGGGAUGUGGUCGCCGCUGGACGCCAUGUGGGAGAUGCCGGUGGAGAAGCGGAUCUUUGGGGUCGUGUUGCUCUUCUCCUGGACGGUGUAUCUGUGGGAGACCUUCCUGGCGCAGCGGCAGAGAAGAGUCUAUAAAACGACAACUCAUGUACCACUGGAGUUAGGACAGAUCAUGGACUCAGAAACAUUUGAGAAAUCUCGACUCUACCAGCUGGAUAAAAGUACUUUCAGCUUCUGGUCAGGACUCUACUCGGAGAUUGAAGGCACUCUGAUUCUUCUCUUUGGUGGAAUCCCUUAUCUCUGGAGCCUGUCUGCACGAUUCUGUGGAUAUGCUGGCUUUGGGCCCGAGUAUGAGAUCUUCCAGUCCUUGGUGUUUUUGCUGUUGGCCACACUGUUCAGUGCCCUGACUGGUUUACCCUGGAGUCUGUAUAAUACUUUUGUGAUAGAAGAAAAGCACGGUUUCAAUCAACAGACCUUGGGAUUCUUCAUGAAAGACGCCGUCAAGAAGUUCACUGUAACUCAGGCCAUUUUGCUGCCCGUGUCCUCGCUUCUCCUUUACAUUAUUAAAAUUGGGGGUGACUAUUUUUUUAUUUAUGCCUGGCUGUUCACAUUAGUUGUUUCUCUGGUGCUUGUCACAAUCUAUGCCGAUUAUAUUGCGCCCUUAUUUGACAAAUUCACCCCUCUGCCUGAGGGAAAGCUGAAACAGGAAAUUGAAGUCAUGGCAAAGAGUAUUGACUUUCCUUUGACCAAGGUAUAUGUUGUUGAAGGCUAUUCCAGAAUGUCGGAGUUAAAACUGGAAGCACAGGAUAGGAUCAUUCAUGACAAUAAGAAACACGGAUGUAAAAAUGAGGAGGUGCUUGCUGUACUAGGUCAUGAACUGGGACACUGGAAAUUGGGACAUACCGUCAAAAAUAUCAUUAUUAGCCAGAUGAACUCCUUCCUGUGCUUUUUCUUGUUUGCUGUGCUAAUUGGUCGAAAGGAGCUUUUCCAUGCAUUCGGUUUUUAUGAAAGCCAACCCACUCUCAUUGGACUGCUGAUCAUCUUCCAGUUCAUUUUUUCCCCUUACAACGAGGUUCUGUCUUUCUGCCUAACAGUCCUGAGCCGCAGAUUCGAGUUUCAGGCAGAUGCAUUUGCCAAGAAGCUUGGGAAGGCCAAAGACUUAGAUUCUGCUCUGAUCAAACUAAACAGAGAUAACUUGGGAUUCCCAGUGUCUGACUGGCUGUAUUCAAUGUGGCAUUACUCUCAUCCUCCGCUACUAGAGAGACUGCAAGCUUUGAAAACCACAAAACAAGACUGAAAUGCCCAGGGCCUGCGGCCGAAGCCGUUUCGACGAGUUCUGUUCUGGCAGUGUGUUCCUAGCUCUUGAUGUUUGUAACUUUUUCUUUUUUCCCCUCCAGCAAAACGACUUAAGUACAGAAAAGCCCAGCUUUAAAUGCAUUUAAGACCUCAUUUUAAAAAUUACUUUAAUGUUACACUUCCUAAAGGAAACACUGGGUGAAACUUUGAGACCAUGUUUUAACGGUAUAGUUUUCUUUUAUCUUUGACCUCUGCUCAUUGUCAACUUUUUAAUUAUUUGAGAAUAUUCAGACCUUGUUAAAUUAUACACUUGUAUGGAAUCUGCAUAGAAGGUAUUGAGGGAGCUGGGCAUGUGUUUAAGAGGGUCCCUCUGAAGGCAGAAAUGAGGGCCCAAUCAUUGUGCUCAUCCCAGAGUUGAAAUUUAUUUUUAUUUUCAUACUGUGAUGAUUUAACUUGGCCAAUCAGUGUUUUAAAUAAGGAACAAAGAUAAUAGUGGGUAAAGUCAAUGUUAUUUAAAUGAAAGUUGUUAGGAAUAGACUUAUACUAUUUUAUCUAAUUCUGUGUUCUCUCGCAGGACACUUCGACCAAGAGUGUCUAAUAGUGCUUUGAAAUGGGAGAUGUUUUUUUAAGAAAAAUCAUUUUAUUGGAGGUUCUUACAGUUCUAAUAACAAGCCACACAUCGAUUGUAUCAGCAGAUUUGUACAUAUGUUGCCAUCAGUCAGAUGUUUUAAAUCAGUGUAUCUUUCUCUUGUGAUUGUUUAAGAAAACCUCAGUCUUUCCACCCAAUGGGUAUGACCCCAUCAGGUAAGCAAGUAUGACCCCAUACUUAAGCAGCCAUUUCUCAUUUGAAUAAAUGAGAAUAACGUGUGCGUCCUUUCGCUUAGCAGAAGUCGCCAUAUUGAACAGGUGUUGCUCUCUUACAAAUGUCAGAACCUGCUAGAGAAAUGUUUUCAGGGACAUGCAGAUGAAAACUGCGGAUUCUCUGGUGGAAUUCUAGGAAAGUAGUUUUCUAUCAAAAUGUCAAGGACAGAAGAGGUUGUUUUCCUGAAUGUUUUAUCAGUAAGUCGUAAGUACCAUUUAAUUGGGCCUUAUUCCACUUUUGCAAUUGUAAUUCUUGCUAUGCAGACUAUUUUUAAUUUGAAAGCAAGUGUCGUGAGAGGUUUCUUUUGCAGUUACAGACGGCAUAUGUCCGAUUCCUUCAAGGUCCUCGCCACUCUGAGCAAGAACUCACUUUGUGCCUAGAGUCCCCACUCCUUGAUGUUUACCUCUGGGCACUGAUUCCAAAAUGGGGUCAAUGGAGUGCCCUGGGGUUUUUGCUCAGCUGACCUUUGAGUGAUGUCUUUAUAUGGAAAUAGAAUUUUUUUUAAAUGAAAAUCUAGUUUCCUGCUGCUUGGUUUACUUUCCGAAGGCACACAGGAGCGCCCGCCUUUAAUCUCCUUUCUUGUGCCCUCCCUGUGUGUAUUCAUGUUGUGACCAUUGCCUUUCCUUCUGUGCCUUUCAAGACACAUUUCAGUUCUGCACACGUACAUGAAACAGUAAAAGUUGCCAUGGAGAUUUA
Echinops telfairi (small Madagascar hedgehog) is the source of this 2972-nucleotide messenger RNA. RefSeq names its product zinc metallopeptidase STE24 (gene ZMPSTE24). Lineage: Eukaryota; Metazoa; Chordata; Mammalia; Afrosoricida; Tenrecidae. Gene Ontology annotation, biological process: CAAX-box protein processing. The record is from RefSeq and is a predicted model, not a curated record. Gene Ontology annotation, cellular component: endoplasmic reticulum membrane. Gene Ontology annotation, molecular function: metalloendopeptidase activity. Bases 117 to 1415 code for a protein of 432 amino acids. The transcript has 10 exons.